GAACGAGGACCGGGAGCGAGCGUGGAGGGCGUCCCGGGAGACCAAACUGGAGACCAUCCCAAACUGUGAAGCCUGCGCCAAGCCCACGCCGGAGGAGGUGCGGGGCUGGGCACAGUCCUUUGACAAGCUGAUGAAGAGCCCCGCGGGUCGCAACGUCUUCCGGGAGUUCUUGCGGACUGAGUACAGCGAGGAGAACAUGCUCUUCUGGCUGGCGUGCGAGGAGCUCAAGGCCGAGUGCAACAAGCACACCAUCGACGAGAAGGCCAGGAUGAUCUACGAGGACUACAUCUCCAUCCUCUCGCCCAAGGAGGUGAGCCUGGACUCGCGGGUGCGGGAGGUGAUCAACCGGAAGAUGCAGGAGCCGUCCUCGCACACCUUCGAUGAUGCACAGCUCCAGAUCUACACGCUCAUGCACAGAGACUCCUACCCUCGCUUCCUGAACUCUGCCAUAUACAAAUCGCUGCUCCAGAGCGUCUCCCACUCCUCCUCGGAGUCCUAA
This is a messenger RNA of Nestor notabilis (Kea), 499 nucleotides long. RefSeq names its product regulator of G-protein signaling 19-like. The annotation marks the transcript as partial. The record is from RefSeq and is a predicted model, not a curated record. The transcript has 3 exons. NCBI's taxonomy places the organism in Eukaryota, Metazoa, Chordata, Aves, Psittaciformes, Psittacidae.